Mytilus californianus (California mussel) is the source of this 654-nucleotide messenger RNA. RefSeq lists its product as uncharacterized. The coding region runs from base 175 to 654 and encodes 159 amino acids. Lineage: Eukaryota; Metazoa; Mollusca; Bivalvia; Mytilida; Mytilidae. The record is from RefSeq and is a predicted model, not a curated record. The transcript has 4 exons.
ACAUUUCUGAAAGUCAAUUACACAAUCACCUGUUGGGAGCGAUGUAUGGAUAGUUAUUGUUUAUUUAUUGUUUUCCAAAAUGUCUUGUAAAAUAUGACCAAGCAAUAGUCUACCAAACAAAUUCAAAUAGGAAAAAAGAGGAGGAAGUUACUAAAGAUCAAACAAAGUGGAACAAUGGCAUCAAAUAUGAUGUCAAUUGAUGACAGAGAAGAAGUAACUUCAGAUGUAGAUGCUAUCAGUCUAGAUUCUGAGUAUUAUGACGCACUAGAAGAAGAUGAAGAUUCUGGGAUUUUGUCCGAUAAAGAGAUAUGGGAGAUAUCAACUCAAAUAGGAUUAGAUUGGUUUCCUAUCGGAAUUACACUUGGAUAUAAACAUUGCAUGAUGGAAACGUUAGAAGAUAUGUAUACAAAACAACCGACCAGACGAAAUUUUUGUAUGAUUGCCUCAUGGUGUAAAAUUGUGUCAAAUCUUCAGCUUAAAGCAAAAAUGCAACUUGCGAGUCAUUUUGCAAAAAGCAACAGAAAAGACAUAGCCGAACACAUUGGUGUUUAUUACAAGAAUGUACAUACUCCCGAAGCAGUUUAUAAACAGAUUCAACAAAUUACUUUCGACAAAUCAACUGGUGCUCAGUUUAGAGGUGAGCCACACUAUUGA